GUGGUAUUGCGCGUUGCUUCAGAGAGAAGCUUACCCCCGGAUACAAACUACUUCCUAAACAUUCUGCUGAACUGACAUGCAAGCUCACACGGAACAUUCUGUAUUUCGGUUCCGGGAUAAUCUCAUCGAAGCGCACCGUUCUCACUCGCUGGAGCCACUGAGACUCCAGCCAGCAACAAUUCUAUGAUUAUGUUCGUGACUGAUUUUAACCCACAGUUUCAGUUUCUCAUCACAAUGCUGGUGACUGUGCUGGUGGAAUUCACAUCGAGCCUGCAUGCUUUGCGUUCGAAGAGACCUUCCCAGGCCACCGCUUCAAACUCUGGAAGCUACAAAGUUAAUUUUGUUCUACCCGAUGAGCUACCCUCCAACCAUUUUAUUGGAAAUAUCCCAGAUCAGCUUCCAACUUUUCCCCUUAACAGUGGAUCCGACUUUUCUGUGAGCACCACUGUGAUAGAUGCGGCUGGAUUAGCUCCACGUUUAGUGCACGCCUCCGAUUCGGGCGAUUUAUAUACGUCGACUUCGUUGGACCGUGACAAUCCCGAUCAGCUGUGUGGUCCGCUAAAUUGUUGCAAACUCCUUGUGUGCAAUCUAACGUUUACAGUGCUGUUUGUGCAUCCACGAUGGAAAACUCUAUCCGUACAGGUAAAUCUGCAGUUUCAUGAUACCAAUGACAAUGAGCCUCGAUUUCCGCAAGAAACCUUUUCCAUUUGGAUUCCAGAGAACAACGCACUAGAGAAAGCACCUGCAGAACGUAAUCCUGACAUUAUAGGUACUAUGUAUGGAAUACCCCAUGCGCAUGACUACGAUUCCGAACCGAACGGUGUAAUUGCUUAUGCACUUAUCGGAAGCACCGUGACAAAACGAACAUUUGCACUGUAUAGCAAUGAGACCACAGGUCAACUAGCGGUUAUUGUUCAACCAGGAGCUCGGAUAGAUCAUGAAAAUCUUGCCGAGCGUAUUUUUAAAUUGACAGUAGAAGCCCGUGAUGGAGGUUCGCCACCCCGCAGGGGAGAGAUGUUGAUUAUGAUUCACAUCACAGAUCUGAACGACAAUGUGCCCGUGUUUGAGAGUCCAAAGCAUUCCAUACAAUUGGCCGAACAUACUAUGUACUCUGAACCAAUCUAUGUGGUUCAUGCAUCCGAUUUGGAUUCAGAUGACAACGGUAUGAUUCGUUAUAUGUUCGGUUCCAGUUACCCCACAAUGCCAGAUUCCGUUCGGCGACGCUUUUCCUUACAUCCUGUGACCGGUGAACUCUACCUACGGCAAACGUUGGAUUACGAGAGCUAUGAAGAACGGAGAAUUGAGCUUACCUUCAUCGCAUAUGAUGCUGGGAACCCACCACUUUCAGCCACGAUGACACUGGCGAUCGUAGUACAAGAUAUCAACGACAAUCCACCCGAAUUGGUAGUGCAGGCAAACCACACCAUCGUGGAAAACACGGAGCCAAACCAACUGGCGCUAAGGCUGUUGCUAAGAGACUUAGAUGAGGUAUCAUCUAACAGUGUUAGUUGUGAACCUGAUUCCAAUCUACAAGUUCCUCUGCGAUACGAAAAGUCGCCCGACGGAACUAUUUUCAGCAUUUAUACUAAAUCAAGCAUCGAUUUUGAGGAGACACCGAGGUUGUACUAUGGGAUAACAUGCACAGAUUUCGUGGAACCACGGCAAAUAAGAAGAUUUAAUAUGACAGUUCUGGUAAAGGACGUGAACGAUAACUCCCCAAUAUUUCAUUUAGACAACUCAGGGCAAAUGAGACUAUAUAAUCCGACGAUGCCGAUAGCGGUGAGUAUGGUAGAAUUGUUUACAGCCUAA
Molecule: messenger RNA, 1809 nt
Organism: Dicrocoelium dendriticum
Lineage: Eukaryota; Metazoa; Platyhelminthes; Trematoda; Plagiorchiida; Dicrocoeliidae
Source: the annotation of a GenBank genome assembly